This is a messenger RNA of Tetrahymena thermophila SB210, 1548 nucleotides long. RefSeq names its product U3 small nucleolar RNA-associated protein, putative. The transcript has 11 exons. The record is from RefSeq and is a predicted model, not a curated record. Gene Ontology annotation, cellular component: small-subunit processome; nucleolus. NCBI's taxonomy places the organism in Eukaryota, Ciliophora, Oligohymenophorea, Hymenostomatida, Tetrahymenidae. Gene Ontology annotation, biological process: rRNA processing; positive regulation of transcription by RNA polymerase I. Gene Ontology annotation, molecular function: protein binding.
AUGUCAUCAUCAAAUUAUAAGCCUUUACAAGUCAAAAAGUUUGCUAAGAAAGCUAUUAGUGAUACUCCAGAAAACAAAUACUGGAAGAAGUUUAAGGUUGAAAGUUCCAAGACUUAUGUAAAUGCCAUUAAUAAAGUAUAUUCAGGUGGAAAUGAUUCUGAGUUAAUUGCCUUUACUGAAGGAAGAAUUGUUUAUGUUUAUAAUUCAAAGAAGGAAGAGAUUAAAUAAUAAAUAGAAAGAUUUUAAGAUAAAGUUACUGGAAUUUGCUUUAGAAAAGAAGGAAAAAUGAUGGCUACUGCUGAAGCAAAUGGUAAAAUUAAAAUAUGGGAAGUCUCAAAGAAAACAUUGCUUAGAGAAUUCAAUGCUCACAAGAAAGCAGUAAACGCUAUGGACUUUAUUGGUGGAGAGUCUUAUAUGUAUUCAGGAUCAGAUGAUUAUCAAAUUAAACUCUAUGAUAUAGCAUCAAAUGAAGUAGUUAGAACAUACGUGAAUGCUCAUAGUGAUUAUGUCAGAAGUAUAGUUUCUGUUCCAAAUAGUGAUAGAAAUGUUAUAUCUGGUGGUUAUGAUGGCUUUGCAAACCUAUUUGAUUUUAGAGAUAAAUCUAAGAAACCUAUUCGUUAAUUCAAUCACGGAGUUUCUAUAGAAGAUACUACAAUUAUUCCUUCUGGUUUUUCUUUUGCAACUGUUGGUGGAACUUCAGUUAAUAUUUGGGAUUUAAGAACAGGUAAUGCUAUCGAAACACUAAAUCAUAAUUUAAAGACUAUAACUUGUGCCAAAUUUAUAAGUAAUGGUGAUAGAUUGAUAACUUCUUCAAUCGAUUAAAGUAUGAAAAUAUAUAGAACAGAUACUUACUAGAUUACUCAUCAAUUUAAGUUCCCUUCUCCAGUUCUUAGUUUCGAUAUGACUUAAAACACAAAAUGUUUUGCUGUUGGUAUGGCAGAUGGUGUAUUAGAGAUAAGAAGCAAUUAAAAAAAGUUAGGAGAAUAAGUUGAUUCUGAUGAAGAAAAAGAUGAUAAGGAAGAUUUAGGUUUAUAAAUUCCUGACUUUUUAAAAUAUAACGAAGCAGCAUAAAGAAGAGUGCAUAAUUUUUAAUAUUUUAGCAGAGGUAUGUAUGAUAAGCCUACCUAAUAUGAUGUAAAGUAUGAAGAAAAAAGAAUUAAAAAAAUAAGCAAGUACGAUAAGCUUCUUAAAAAAUUCCAAUAUAAAACCGCCAUGAUGCACGCUUUAGAAAAUCGUUAAAAUGACGUUGUUAUUGGAUUAUAUGAAGAAUUAAUUCAAAGGGGUGAAAUAAUAAAUGCUUUUAAAAAUUUAGAUGAUUCUUAAUUGAGUAUAGUUUUUGAGUUUAUAGCCAAAAAAAUUGCAAACCCUAAAUUUUAAGAUGUCGCUAUUCACAUGUUGAACCUUAUGUUUGAACAAUACACUUAUGAAAGUGGUAAGUACUUGGAAAGCAUGGUUGAUAUACUUGACGAAGAAAUUUUGACAUAAAAAUUGUUACUAUAAUUAAACGGAUAAAUAGAUACAAUAGUUAACACUAGCAUUGUGGAAUGA